This is a messenger RNA of Telopea speciosissima, 1216 nucleotides long. RefSeq names its product protein ABSCISIC ACID-INSENSITIVE 5-like. The transcript has 5 exons. Gene Ontology annotation, molecular function: DNA-binding transcription factor activity. NCBI's taxonomy places the organism in Eukaryota, Viridiplantae, Streptophyta, Magnoliopsida, Proteales, Proteaceae. Gene Ontology annotation, cellular component: nucleus. The coding region runs from base 59 to 1216 and encodes 385 amino acids. Gene Ontology annotation, biological process: positive regulation of DNA-templated transcription. The record is from RefSeq and is a predicted model, not a curated record.
UUAUGCAGACUGUGGACGUCAAAACCCUAAUUGAGAAUCUAAAGGCUUAAUUAGUAAGAUGGUGGUUUCGGGAUCGGAAGCAGUGAUCCAUGACAAGGUAGGGUUGGGAAGGCAGGCAGCGGAGGAGAUAAAUUCUUCGAAGACACACUCAUUGGGAAUGCAAUCCUCCAUCUUCUCCCUCACCCUCGACGAAUUUCAGAACAGCCAUUGUAAGAACGGGAAGAACUUUGGGUCGAUGAACAUGGACGAGUUCCUUAACAACAUUUGGACUGCGGAGGAAAACCAAGCUAACCAUUUCAUCAAACACCAGCAAAGCAGCUUCUUACCCCGGCAAGUUUCUCUUACUCUUCAAUCUCCUCUUUACAGGAAGACAGUAGAGGAGGUGUGGGCCGAAAUCCGAGGAGAGCAAGAAGAAGAAGAGGAAGAGGAAGAACAGGCUGACAAUACCCAUCGCCAACCCACCAUCGGGGAAAUGACUCUGGAAGAUUUUUUAGUAAAAGCUGGAGUGGUUAGGGAAGCAUGUAGGCCUUCUUCUGCUCAGCUUAAUCUGGUGGCGCCGCUACAAGGAGGUGCACCGGCACAUGUGGCACAACCGUACGGACUUUACCUGAAUAAUAAUAAUGCGACUGCCUUGGAAAAACACAAUUUCGGGAUAGAUGUCAUGGGUGUUCCUUCGAACUACCAAACAUUUCCUCCACCUAGUGGUGGGGUUAUGGGGGAGAUGUCUAAUUAUCCGGCGAUUGGGGGUGUCUGUUUUGGAGGGAGAGCGGGAAACGGUGGUGGUGCAUACGGAGUGACGGUUUCGCCGGCAAGUUCAGGGUCUUCUGAUGGCAUAUGUGGAGAGAAUUCUGGUCCAAUGGAGAAUCGAUACGUGGGAGCGGAGAUUGGAGGGAUAAGAGGGAGGAAGAGGAUGAUAGAUGGUCCUGUGGAGGUGGUGGUGGAGAGGAGACAACGAAGGAUGAUCAAGAACCGAGAAUCGGCCGCCAGAUCCCGUGCCAGAAAACAGGCAUACACGGUGGAGCUGGAAGCAGAGCUGAACCAACUGAAGGAGGAGAAUGCUCACCUCAAGCGAAUUCUGGCGGAAACUGAGGAGAAGAAGAGGCAGGAGAUGCAGGAUGAGAUGAAGGAAAUAAAGCCUUCAACAAAAGCGCAAAUGGCAGAGGAGAAGUUGAGAAUGAUGAGGAGAAGCUUCAGCUUUCCUAAUGGACUCUGCUGA